This is a messenger RNA of Durusdinium trenchii, 4465 nucleotides long. NCBI's taxonomy places the organism in Eukaryota, Dinophyceae, Suessiales, Symbiodiniaceae. The record is from the annotation of a GenBank genome assembly.
UGAGACACAGACCCAGAGGUCUUCCCCAUUGGGAGACCCAGACCCAGUGAGUUUUGUUCUUUUGGUGCUUUUUGAUACGAGCGGAUUCCAUCUGCCAUGUCAGGACCGGGAGGCCAGGGAGGCUUGGCAUGGCAAAGUCAAUGACUUGGCCCACCGUGGCAUCAAGCUGGGGCACAUCUUGGGAUUUCACCAGAGCCUCUCCGAAGGCAGCUUGCGUGGGGAUCUGGGGCAAAAGCUGAUGCCACACUUCGACGCGCAGAAGCACACGACGCAUGAUGUGGUGCGCUCAGCCAUCAUCCCGGUCACCAAGCACACCUCUUAUGGAAGCUGCGCCUAUGCCACGCUCGCGGAAGGCAAUGUGCCAUGCUUGGCCACGGUGAUGGUGUCGCACCAUUGGCGGAACCUGUUCGGCCACCUCGUGGCAGCGGUCAUCGGAUAUGCCUUGGGCGAGACCAGCUAUGAGGCAACAGCACAGCAGCUGAAGGAGAAAAGCUUCGAGGACUUGAGGCAACGCUUGGACCGACGGGAUGCGCUUCAAAAUACCUUUUGGAUGUGUCUCUUUUGUGUGAACCAGCACGCAUGCAUUUGUGGCGGACUGCCCUCCGCUCCUCAGCGGAAAGAGAAUCAGACGGCGGAGCAGUUGCAGGAGCUCUUGGAGUCGCAUCAUCGAGAAGUCCAUGAUCCCGUGACUGGCCAGGAAUUUCAAACAUGCAACUGCGACACCACAAAGCAUUGGAACACUUCGGCACUUUGCGAGAUGGACAAGUUUGACUCGAUGAUGGCGAAGUUGGACCAGGAAGUGCCGCAGGUGAUCCAACGGAAGCUGAGCCACGUCAUCGUGGUGGACGAGUCCUUUGAGGUCUUUUCGCGGAUUUGGGUCAUGGCGGAGAUUGCCAAAGCGCAAGAAUUGGAGCUGAACCAGGUUGCAAUGCUCUUCCCUCCGCCUGAGCGGCUGAAUGUGACCAGCGCACACGACCCACAAAAAAAAAGGCGGAGCCAGGUGCCGGCGAAGGCGGCCUUGGAGGUGGCGCGCGUGCGGGAGACCUUGGACAUCCGAAACUGCAAAGCGAGCCGCCAGGAGGACGUGGAUGCCAUUUUAGCAUCGAUUCCGGACGUGGAGGCCUUCAACGAGCGGUUGAAGGAAGUGCUCUUCAACGAGCAAUCGGGGCUCCUGGAGACCUGGAGUGCCGAGCGCUGCGCGGGGUUCUUUGAUGUCAUCGACCCCUUGAAGGACCUGGUGGCGGUGGAGCAGCUCACAGCCCCACAGGUCAUCAUGUUGGGCCAGGAGAGCACAGGGAAGUCAACGCUAUUGGAGCGUUUGACGGGACUGCCAAUCUUCCCUAGGAAUGCAGAUCUGUGCACGCGUGCGCUGAUCAAAGUGCGUCUGAGACGGGGCGAGACGCGGAAGCUCAAACUCUUGGUUCAAGAUAUGCAGUCGCAAGAAGAUGAACCCAGUGCUUUUGGAGAGGAACUGGAAUUGAAAGACUUGGGAAACGCCGUGAUGAAGGAGAUGACUCGACAGGUGCGGUUGGAGGCUUUGAGGUCAGAGUCUCCUGCGCAAAGUGAGAAGUUCUACGCGCAACAUGUGCGCGAGGACCCCUUGGAGCCUUCAGAUGGCUUGUGCACCAAGAAGCUUCUGGUGGUCGAGCUGAUUUCGCCCAAGGCGCCCAACCUGGACGUGGUGGACUGCCCUGGUUUAGUGGCCGCCGCCGCCCUGGGCCGGCCGGAGAACGUGGCGGCGAGCACCGCGCAGCUGGUGAGGAGCUAUGCGAAGAAACACCGCCACUCGGCGCUCUUCGUGGUGGCCGUCAAGGCAUCGGAGCAGCCGAACAACUCCUUGGCCAUGCGCUUGGUGCAAGAGGUGGGGUUGGAGCGCUGCGCCUUGGGCGUGUUGACCAUGACGGACAUCCUCACGGGAGACUUGACCGAUGGCACCACGCGUUUGCACUCCACGUUUCUGAAGCACCAUGGCCCUCGACUGCUUCAGCUCCUGAAAGCCUCCAAUGACCAGGGUGGUGGAGUGCACCUCUCCCUCGGUUACACCCUGACCGCUCUCCACGAUGUCUGUGAGGAUCGCGGCUGGCUGAGCCUGUCGCGUGUGGAUGCCAUGGCCCAGUGGGAGCAGCGCUACUUUCUGCAACUCGCCAAGCAGUGGGCUGCGGCGAAUGGAGAUGAGUUGGACCCCAACUUCUUGUUAGAGCGAUGCUCCUGCAACAGCUUGUGGCGCCACAUCAAAGAUGCAGUGGACCAGUUUGUGCGGGAGAACUGGUUGGUCAACACCAUGAGCAAGGUGCGACAGGAAGAGCAGGAGAUCCGACGCCAAGAGCUGGCCUUGGGCCUCCCCCGCGCCCUGGCCCCAGCGCACCUGGCGGAGCUGCGGCGCCAGGGGGAUUUGCUGCCGGGCACUCUUCGGAGCGUGGUGGAGACAGAGGAGAUGGGACGCUUGAGGAGCGAGUCGGACAGUUCCUCCUCGCGGCAGAUCCAGGAUCUCUUUGGUCAACAUAUGGCGAAGUGUCUACGUGAUCUCCUGCAGAAGGCCUGGGCUGCUGGCGGGGUGUUCGGCGAGGUGGCCGGAGAGUUGGAGAAGAGGUUGAUGUCCUGCCUUCCGGAGGAGCUGCCCCUGCGAUGCCCAAGCUUCAAAUCGGGCUUCACUGGCAAAACGGAUGCAUUCAACUUGCCGAUGCACUUGGAGGCAUGUAUGGCGAAGGUGGAACAGCAAAUGCUGGACGCUGCAGCACGGGUGAAGGAGCAUCUGAAAGAGCAGCUGCAAAAGGUCCUGAAGGAGGACGCCACGCCGCAGCGCUUGGGACGUUUGACGCGUGCAGCCGAGCGCGUGCAACAUGCCUUAUGGAGCAACGAGCGCCACGAGCCUCCUGAGGACUUCCUGCCUGGGCUUCGCGAGCUGCUGGCGCCGCUGCUCACCUCCGCGCGCGUGGCGCGUGGGGAGCGCGGUUUUGCCGUGAAGCUGGACCGAGAGCAGGUGACGCAGCGGUGCAGUUUGCACUUCCAUCGCUUUCUGGACGAGGUGCUUGGGGAGCUUCCAGUGCGUGCGCUCCAGAUGGCCUUGCCGGAGGACUGCUGGGUGGAAGACUGCUCUGAGGAGCGGAUGUUGUUGCUUGGCCGGCUGCUGAAGCUUCGGCUGGUUCAGGCGCGGCUCACCGAGUCCUUCGGUGAGGAGGCGAGUCUCAGGGAGAGCGAAGCGCCCGAGCCGAGCGCCAGCGCUGCGCCCGCCGCGAGCGCCGCGGCCGUGCCAAAGAGCCCCGCCACCGCUGCGACCGUGGCGAGCGCGAGCGUCGAAGGCCUUCGGCGCACUCCGGAGCAGGUGAAGGCCGAGGUGGAGACUUGGAAAGGCUAUCUCCACGAACGUGCCGACGAGUAUUUUGAUUCCCCCGAAGAGCUGGAGGGUGUUUUGACAGAGCUGGCGGAGAAGACGGACGCCGGAAGCGACUUCCUCAAAGGUGACGCAGAUGUCAUCUGGCGUGGUGAACGAAAUGAGGAGAAUGUGGAAGCCAUGCUGCAUAUCCGGCGGCUCCACCGAGCUACGACGUCCAGCCCCGGUGGUGCGACGUCCACAGCGAGCUACGUCAACCGGCUGCUGGCGGCGCUCUUCGCCGAUGACCAGGCCUUCGCCGAGCUGUCGAGGCUGCCCCGCGCCGAGCCGUUGCGGAUGCGCUGCGGGAAGCAGUUGUGUGUGAACAUCAACCAUAUCUCCUUGCCAUGACGAGUGCGAAUCGCCGCGAGACAGACACCGUCUGGGGACGUCCACGGCUUGCUUGGCCAGGCGAAGAGGCGACUGCCGUGGCCGUGUGCUGAGAUGAAGCGGCGUGGAGUAUGCUUGGCACAGUCAGCUUGUGAUGCAGUGAGUUGUCCAAGAAACGAGGCCUUGGUUUCUACACCCUUUCUACACCCAUGCUUGGAACAGCGGCGAAACGACCUAAAUCAGCCAGACUGGCUGAUUGGGAGAUUUGGUGCCUGGCUCGAUGGUGCUCGGCCACGAGCGUGAAGAGCACGCCUUGCCCAAAGAUCGAGGCAAAGUUUGUGAUCACCCUCAUCACAUUGCACAAGAGCAUUGUGGCCCCUCUGUGCUGGUACAACGCGUACCGAGUACUGCAACAAGAACAUCGAAAAGAACUACCUGUUCUGUCAUAUCCUUCCGUACUGCAUGAGUGGCAAGGGUCUGGCAGAACAGUCGACAGGCUUCACGUUGGAUUUUUGUCGGUGAAGGAAGAUGUCUUUCUCCCAUGGUUUACUGAGGAUCGACAUGGAUAGAUAGAUUAUCAAGAUCUCGAGGUGCCCGACCGUGCUUUUCCGGUGGCCAUUCCGUUGCCCUUCGCAGGAGGCUCCCGCUUGACAGGGAUUGAUCCUGAGGGAUGCCACGAAGGAGUCUGGCUUGCGUUCUUGUCGUGUUUUCUGAGUGGUUCAGCAACGACAUCCGUGACCCAGGCGGAGAGCCGCAAGAGCCAAA